UUUACAGGGCAAAUGCAAAAGGUAUUUAAUGCCACAUUUCACAUACGUGAAUAACACCUGACGGUGCAGUAUAUCCAGUAAAAGUAAAGAGUCCCAGUCAGGCUCACACUGGCCCGAGAGUACCUAGUGUGUAAAAGAAAGCUGGAGAGUAAAAAGGAAGCCCUGCUGAUCCUCUCCAAGGAGCUGGACACAUGCCAGCAAGAAAGGGACCAGUACAAACUCAUGGCCAAUCAGCUUCGAGAGCGCCACCAGUCCCUGAAGAAGAAGUACCGGGAGCUGAUCGAUGGAGAUCCGUCACUUCCCCCUGAAAAGAGGAAACAGGCUAAUCUUGCACAACUACUGAGAGAUUCUCAGGACCGAAAUAAACAUCUGGGAGAAGAAAUUAAAGAACUUCAGCAAAGGCUUGCAGAAGUCCAGGGCGACAAUAAGCUCUUGAGGAUGACAAUUGCCAAACAGAGGCUCGGAGACGAAGAAAUUGGAGUGCGGCACUUUGCAGCUCAUGAGCGUGAAGACUUGGUUCAGCAGCUGGAGAGAGCUAAGGAACAGAUCGAGUCUCUGGAGCAUGACCUGCAGGCCUCCGUGGAUGAGCUUCAGGACGUUAAGGAAGAACGGUCUUCCUACCAGGACAAGGUGGAGAGGCUCAACCAGGAGCUGAACCACAUCCUCGGUGGGCACGAGAACCGCAUCAUUGACGUGGACGCCCUCUGUAUGGAAAACAGGUACCUUCAAGAGCGAUUAAAGCAACUCCAUGAAGAGGUCAACCUCUUGAAAUCAAACAUCGCCAAGUACAAGAAUGCUCUUGAGAGACGGAAAAACUCGAAAGGCCAGAGUAAAUCUAGCAGCAGUGCGCUGACUGGAGUCCUCUCUGCAAAGCAAGUUCAGGAUCUGUUAUCUGAAGAUCACGGGUGCAGUCUCCCAGCCACUCCACAGUCCAUUUCUGAUCUGAAAUCUCUGGCAACGGCCCUGCUGGAGACAAUCCACGAGAAAAACAUGGUCAUCCAGCACCAGAGGCAGACCAACAAAAUCCUAGGGAAUCGAGUGGCUGAACUAGAGAAAAAAUUAAGAACUCUGGAAGUUUCUGGUUUGUGGAGUCUUCCAGGCCUGAGCUACAAUGUUUCAGUAGGAUUCGGGAGGGGCAAGGACACCAUACUGUUCGGUGACCCUGCUCUUCCCACCAUACAGAGAUCAAGAUCCCCAGUGCUGAAGUUCAUCGAGCAGCCCACUGAGAAGAAAGCAAAUUUCAAGGAUGGGGAGGUCCAGAAGCCAGAACGGGAUGAAAGGCGGGCCGUCACCGAGGCGUUGACAGCACGGGAGGACGCUGGAAGGCCUGCCGUCCGCUCCCCAGCAAAUCAGAGCCACGGGAGCCAGCGCAACCCCUUUCAUCCUUCAUCACCUCAGGCAGUGUCCGAGGAAGAAGGAAUAAACAGGCUUGGAGGGGAAAUCGUGACACUGACAGAGGCAGAGCCAGAAGGGGUCAGAAGAGCGAGUCCCGGGGAGGCUUGGAGGAACGACAUGGGGACAGCCCCGCCGGGCCCGGCCUCCAACGGGGAGGCCCCCAAAUCUUGCCCGGGCUCCUUGGAGUCCAGCCAGGCGGCAGCCGAAGCCUCCACCCCGGAGGAUGGCAAGGAGACCCCAGAGGGUGGCGGCACGAGGAGCGCCGUGAAAACCUGAAGGGGAAAGGGAUCCGCGUGGUGACACGUCUAAGGCACAGAGGACGGUAAAGAAUGAAGCAUCAGAGCCCCUCUCAGAAGCUGCUUUCUCCAAACACACUUCCAAGCCUGCACGUGAGAAGAGACACAGGUCCUGGGGCAAACUGUGAAUAUCCUGAUGGCGUCAGCACAGUUUGAUUGAUUAAAUGCGGGUCCUCAGCUUCUCGGUGUCAUCUCUUUCUGCCGGGGACGCGCUGCUGUGAACAUGGCCGGGCACAGAAUCGUGUCCGCCAUAUGGCUGGUUUUCGGCAUCCGCCUUUCUGUCAGCAUUUGUUUUAUUAGAGAGAAGAUGUUUUCCUAUUAGCGUUUAAUGUUGUCGAUCAAAAUUAUGGGAAGAACUUGAAACCAAUGGGGUUUUUAAUCAGGUCCCCGUCUUUGUAAUGGUGAGGCGGCUGGAGAGAAAGGUGUAAUGGAGCAUAAUGGGUCCAGAGGGCCCAGGGCUCCGCUUCAUCAUGUCUGGACCCAGGAGCACCUCCCGGCGUGGGUGUUCUUGGCACCCUGCCCACGGCACUGUCUGUCAUGCCACCGACUGGCAGGUGGAGGGGGCUUAAGCGGGCUCAGAAGGUUGGGUUUCCAGUUUGAAAUCCACAGCCCCUGUGGAGACCCGUUUGCUGGCGGCUAGAGCCAAGUUUUCCAGCCUGCAAUUCUGAAGGAUUAAUCGACCUGGAGUGACGGGACGGAGAAGAAGGGAGAAAGGGGACUCCAAUGGUAGUGUGAUUUUUCCUUUCCGAGAUAAGAGCCAGAGCCUGGGAAUGCUGGGUCACUGUGCAUUCAACCCAUGCUGCAUGUUUACGGCCGUGGGGGUUUGGGACAAGAUAAGCAGUUGGGGCAGGAAACUCUAAGGGCCGAUCCAGUUUCCUGUGCCACAUGAAACCUUGAACCCCUCGCUCUUCCUGCAGGGUGUUAAGGCCGCCUCCCCUGUGCCGCCAGGUACUGGGAUCUUAAGAGAUGAGACACAGAGCGCGGGGCCUGGUAGUGGAAAGAGAGAGGAAAACAAAAUAACUUCAUUACAGCCUGUUUCGGGGGACUGUGGAACCAAGUACCAAGGGUGGGAAAGGAGGGGAUAUUAACCCUCCUGGUUCUUUCCUUAGGGAUAAAAUUAGCUCUUCUGGGUGGCCUCUGGAGCUGCAGAAAAUUGAAGGGUCAUCAAACAGCAGACUUUUCUUUGAGCGAAACUCAGUUCAUUAGCCCAGAAAGCCCUGAUACCAGAUCCCAAUGCUCAAAACACUCCUGAGAACCAGAAUCGCUCCUUGGAGAGGCUCUGCUGCAGGAAAAAGAGAGGCUCCCGAUGUGGGAAAGUUGAAAAUUCGUCUGAAACACCAGAUGCAUAGAGCAGGCGUGUGAUCCCAGGUGUGAAGCCUGCACGGGGCCGGCCAGCCCACCCCGACACUCCCCUGCCGCAUUUUCUCUCUGCCGUUACUCUGGGAGCCGAGAAGGAGCUCGGUCCGAUUUUGUGCUCGCUCACCCUGAAGGAGACCGAGGUGUAGCAGGAAGGUCCAGUUUGGGGCCUGGGUGGGCCUCCAGCUGCUUUCUCCCCACUCACCAGAGGUCACCCCAAUAGUGGAAGAGGGGACAUGUCCGUAUCAGUGCUCUGUUGCUCCCAGACCUAGGAGCUGGGAUCUGGACACACCAUCUGCCCCUUGCACGUCAGGCCCCGAUGCCCCAUCCAGCCCUCUGUGCUUCAGCCUCUCCCUGCUCCCCAGACCCGCCGCCUCGACUUCCUCCCCGGGGGACGUGGCUCCUGCAGCUGCCGCGGAGCUGGCACAGGCCAGCAGCCACAGAAAUCAUGUUCCUGCAGCACGAGGCCUUAACUGUCUGCACAUGUUCAGUGCUACUGCAUAGCACACCAGGGCCACCAAAGGAAAUUCCAGCUGGAUUUAAUACAAUAAUACCAAAAAGAAAAACCUCUCCCCACGGAAGCUCUGGUUUUGACACACAGUCGGCCAGGUGCACAUCUUUAGGGCCCAUUCCAUCACCUUCUGGAAUGCAGCGCUUAUAAUAAACGCCACCAUAUUCCAUCAGGGGCAGGGAAACUACUGUGAGUCCCAGAUAGCGUGGGGUUCAGGGUGGGGAGGUCAGAGGGAGUGAUGAUCCAAACCGUGCCUGCAGUCCGCCUCGGAGGGUUCUGUGUUGUAAGAUGGAAUUGGAGCCAAUGAGUUGAUCUGUCUCAUGAGUAACCUUGACAAUGCCCCAUACACACACGUGACACCGUCCCACCCCUGCUGUUCCAGCCCAACGUGGUUCCUCUGUUCUGCAGACGUUAAAGGGAAUUUCAGCGAUUACUUACGGCUGUCUUUUGUCUUUUUGAGAGUCAUCGUGAAAGUGCACAACAUUCUUUCCCCUGCUCCACCAGCUAGCCUUGCAUCAGUCCGAUCACUCUCAGCUACAUUUCACACUUUGAGAAACUUAAACGAUAGGAAAAUGAAUUAUAUUGCAUAACAAGAACUUCAUAAGUAGGGUAUUCCAGGGCUGGUUUGUUCAAGAAGUCAUCAAGGAUAUGGGUUUCCAUCUUUCUCCUCUGCCUGCCUCGGUGUCAGCUACUCCCUCAAGCUGCCAAGAUGGCUGCCACAGCUCCAGCAUCAGUCACUUGUUUUCACAUUUGUGUCCAAGGCAGGAAGGAAGUCUAUCCCUGUUUGUGUGCGUGUGUGUGUGUGUGUGUGUGUGUUUGCAUGUGCAUAAGAGUAAGAAACCUAGUUCUUGUCACAUUUCACUGGUCAGAAUUAUCGCAUGCCGACGUCUAAACCAACCCCUGGCAAGGGAGAUGGAAUUGUUGAGAAGGGUUCAGGCUCACCAGGAUCACCGUGUGAGCUGCGGAGGGCCCGUCCCCGGACAGGCAGGGUCUAAAAGGGUGAACAGCAAAACAAAAUCGAGCAGUUAUAGGAAAGUUCAGAAUAGAUUUAAAUAGGCCACCGGCAGCACUGUCUCUGAACCCCACAUCUGAUUUUGUUUCAUUUUCUUCCCUUAAAAAGCCAGAAUGUUGUGUUACUCGUGAGUUUUGAGUAUUGAGUUACCCCUGGGUGGGGGCGGGGCGGUGGCAGUUUGUUAAGAAGAAUGCCAUCUCGACUCCGCUCUCUCCUGGCUGCUUGAUCAUCUGCUCUGUUUUGUAGCUGGGACGUUCCCACCUUUGUUUGCUUCUUCGAGUGUGUCUGUCCUUCCAUUAUUUUUCCAGCUCGGUUGCCAGCACAAUGCAGAGCAGUCUGGGUAAAUGAAACAGAGACGACAGGUCUCUUAAUGAAAGCUUGCUUGCACACACUGCAUUUCUUGUGACCGCUCUGUACCCGAGAGCCUUUAGGUGUAGAUUUUUACGUAUGAGCGGGUGUCGUUCUCUCAAUUAAGGCUCCUGGAAAUGGAUUGGCUUUUUUAAACCAGGCAUUUCUCAUCCCUAACGCCUCUUUCCAAGUCUCCUCUGCCCACCUUCCUCUCCCCUCCCUCCGUCUUCUUCAUCUCACACAGCUAUUCCAGAAGCCACUCUAGCUAGGAGGCUCCUAGCUGGAGCCGCCUUCCACUUGGCAAUCUUAAACUAAAUGCGUUUUCCCGUCGUCGUGCCUCUUGUGCCCUCAAACCCCAGCACGCACCGCCAUCACAACAGGGAAUUCCAAAAAGGGGUUCUGGCAUCAGUCAUUCACGUGCUGGGGUGAGUCUUUGCAUGUGUUAGUCCCACUGGAGCAUUUACACCCCGACUCACCAUGUGACAUAAAAGGUUCAAUCUCUUCUUUAAGGAAUUUCAAAGACCGGCUACCUGCUCAUUGGGGUUACCUUCCUUGUUUCUUAAAAAUUACAGCAUGACUUUGCCCCUCUUGGUUUUCUGCUCCUCCAAAAAACAGGGCCUCUUCUGGCUCCAUUGCUUUGCUGCAGCCCUUUGGACGGCUUGGUAUCCUACUUCUCCUUCAGGAAGUCCUCUCUUGGGCGCCUGGGGGGCUCAGUCGGUUAAGCAUCUG
Messenger RNA from Ailuropoda melanoleuca (giant panda), 5647 nucleotides. RefSeq names its product coiled-coil domain containing 149 (gene CCDC149). Bases 223 to 1671 code for a protein of 482 amino acids. The transcript is spliced from 13 exons. NCBI's taxonomy places the organism in Eukaryota, Metazoa, Chordata, Mammalia, Carnivora, Ursidae. The record is from RefSeq and is a predicted model, not a curated record.